Triplophysa rosa is the source of this 7097-nucleotide messenger RNA. RefSeq names its product myosin VB (gene myo5b). Lineage: Eukaryota; Metazoa; Chordata; Actinopteri; Cypriniformes; Nemacheilidae. The transcript has 40 exons. Bases 158 to 5665 code for a protein of 1835 amino acids. Gene Ontology annotation, biological process: vesicle transport along actin filament; actin filament organization. Gene Ontology annotation, cellular component: actin cytoskeleton; cytoplasm; vesicle. The record is from RefSeq and is a predicted model, not a curated record. Gene Ontology annotation, molecular function: actin filament binding; ATP binding; microfilament motor activity.
GGUUCCUGGCUUUAUACAACAUUGAGAAAAGUACUCCAUAGUAUAUACUGUAUACUCAUUUUAAAUAUGGCAUGAGGAUAUGAAUAAUACAGAAUAUCUAAUAAUAAAGGGCUUCGUACGUUUUUGGAUACUGGAAUGAUUUUUUUAAGAGAGGAAAAUGCGUGAAUCUGAGCUUUAUGUCAAGUACACCCGGGUUUGGAUCCCUGACCCAGAAGAGGUCUGGAAGGCAGCUGAAAUCAUCAGGGAUUAUAAGGAGGGAGACUCCAUUCUUCACCUCAAAUUAGAAGAUGAAUCUACGUUUGAAUAUGCAAUUGGUCCCAAAGACAAGCUUCCGUUUCUUCGGAAUCCUGACAUUUUGGUGGGAGAAAAUGACCUCACAGCUCUCAGCUACCUCCAUGAGCCGGCUGUGCUCUACAAUCUCAAAGUGCGUUUCUUGGAGUCCAAUCACAUUUACACUUACUGUGGGAUUGUGCUGGUGGCCAUCAACCCAUACGAGCAGCUACAGAUCUAUGGAGAAGAAGUCAUCAAUGCGUACAGCGGACAGAAUAUGGGGGACAUGGACCCUCACAUAUUUGCUGUGGCAGAGGAGGCGUACAAACAGAUGGCCCGCGAUGAGAAGAACCAGUCAAUAAUCGUGAGUGGAGAGUCGGGAGCUGGUAAAACGGUUUCCGCAAAGUACGCAAUGCGGUUUUUUGCCACCGUGGGGGGUUCAGCCAGUGACACCAAUGUCGAAGAGAAAGUGCUGGCCUCCAGCCCUAUUAUGGAGGCCAUUGGAAAUGCAAAAACCACCCGUAAUGAUAACAGCAGUCGCUUUGGGAAGUACAUCCAGAUUGGUUUUGAUAGGCGGUACCACAUCAUCGGUGCCAACAUGCGAACAUACCUUCUCGAAAAAUCCAGAGUUGUGUUUCAGGCUGAGGAAGAGAGAAACUAUCAUAUCUUCUACCAGCUCUGCGCAUCAUCAUCUCUGCAAGAGUUUAAAGAGCUUGCUUUGACCAGUGCGGAAGAUUUUACGUUCACCUCUCUCGGUGAGAACAUUUUCAUCGAGGGAGUGAACGAUGCUGAAGACCUGGUGAAGACAAGAGAGGCUCUUACAAUGCUUGGCGUGAAAGACGUUCACCAAAUGAGCAUCUUUAAGAUAAUUGCCUCCAUCUUGCACCUGGGGAAUGUGGUGAUUGUGUCGGAGAGAGAUGGAGAAUCCUGUCAUAUCAAUAGGGACGACACUCACCUGCAGCAUUUCUGCCGGCUGCUGGGUAUAGAGCAAGAGCAAAUGGAGCACUGGCUGUGUCGUAGAAAACUGGUGACCACCUCUGAGACUUACGUGAAGAACAUGCAGCACGCCCAAGCUGUCAACGCCCGGGACGCUCUUGCCAAACACAUCUACGCACAUCUGUUCGACUGGAUCGUAGAGCACAUCAAUAAAUCCUUGCACACAUCCACCAAACAGCACUCCUUCAUCGGGGUGCUGGAUAUCUAUGGGUUUGAAACGUUCGAGAUCAACAGCUUCGAGCAGUUCUGUAUUAACUAUGCCAAUGAGAAACUCCAGCAACAGUUUAACUCGCAUGUGUUCAAACUGGAGCAAGAAGAAUACAUGAAGGAGCAGAUACCCUGGACGCUUAUAGAUUAUUAUGACAACCAGCCGUGCAUUGACCUAAUUGAAGCCAAGCUCGGUAUCCUGGACCUUCUAGAUGAGGAGUGUAAGGUGCCUAAAGGAACAGAUCUGAACUGGGCCCAGAAGCUGUACAGCAAACACUCGGCCAGCGGGCAUUUUGAGAAGCCCAGGAUGUCCAACAGCUCCUUCAUCGUGGUGCACUUUGCAGAUAAGGUUGAAUAUCAGUGUGAUGGAUUCCUGGAGAAGAACAGAGACACUGUCUAUGAGGAACAGAUCAACAUCCUCAAGGCCAGCCAGUUCCAGCUGGUGGCUGAUCUCUUUCAGGAUGGUAAAGAUGUUGCCGCUACCCCAUCCUCUGGCAAGGCCUCCCGGGUCAACGUCCGGCCCGCCAAACCCCAGCCAAAAGGUCACAACCGUGAGCACAGAAAAACCGUAGGCACCCAGUUCAGAAACUCGCUACAUCUUCUGAUGGAAACGUUGAACGCAACCACUCCUCAUUACGUGCGCUGCAUCAAGCCCAAUGAUUUUAAAGAACCUUUUAUAUUUGAUUCUAAAAGAGCUGUUCAGCAACUACGGGCAUGUGGAGUUCUCGAGACGAUCCGCAUCAGUGCCGCCGGAUAUCCAUCCAGAUGGACAUAUCCAGAUUUCUACAGCAGAUAUCGGGUUCUCAUGACAAAGAAGGACAUGACCAUUGCGGAUAAGAAGCUGGUCUGUAAAAACCUACUGGAGACGUUGGUCAAGGAUCCAGAUAAGUUUCAGUUUGGAAAGACCAAGAUUUUCUUCAGGGCCGGUCAGGUGGCCUAUCUGGAGAAGCUCCGAGCAGAUAAGUUCCGCUAUGCCUGCAUUAAGAUCCAGAAGACGGUGCGAGGAUGGCUGCAAAGAAUUCGCUACCGCAAGAUCCGCAAGACGGCCAUCACCCUGCAGAGAUACGGUCGGGGUUACCUGGCACGGAGAUACGCCGAGAGACUUCGUCUCACCCGUGCAGCUCUCAUUUGUCAGAAACGGUCUCGGAUGGUUCGGGUGCGACGGGAGUAUCUCAAAACCCGUCGUGCUGUCGUCACCAUCCAGGCAUUUGCCCGUGGCAUGUUCAUACGCAGACUAUAUCAGGAGUUCAUGCUCCAUCACAAAGCCAUUAUCAUCCAGAAGGCUGUGCGUGGUUGGCUUGUGAGGAAGAAAUAUCUCCGCGCUCGAAACGCCGCCGUCGUCAUCCAGUGUUUCUAUCGCCGCGUGCGUGCCAAGCGUCAACUUCAACAGCUCAAGAUAGAGGCCCGAUCGGCUGAACACUUCAAAAAUCUCAACGUGGGUAUGGAGAACAAGAUUGUGCAGCUGCAGAAGAAGAUGGAUAACAAGACCAAAGAAUAUAAAACUCAGAGCGAGCAGCUGCUUGUUGUUAAUACUUCUCUGGGAUCAGAGGUUGAUAAGUUGCAGAAGGAGCUGCACACCCUUCGUAGUCAGCAGGGUCCCAGCACUCAGGUGGUCUCGCUGCAGGAUGAGCUUGAGAGGUUGAGGGCGGAGCUCCAGGAAGCCCACGCCCAGAGGAAGGUGAUAGAGCUGGAGUUCAGCAAUGAGAAAAAUGAUCUCGAAAAGCGGGUGGAGGAGCUGGAGAACGAAAACUCACUUUUGAAAAAGGAGAAAGAGGAGAUGAACCGCAGAAUCCAGACCUCUGCUCCGGGUAAAGGUGGAGAUGCGUCUCAGAAGGAGAGCCGCAUACAGGCUGAACUGGAUGAAGAGAGGCAACGUUAUCAGAACCUUCUCAAAGAAUUCUCCAGACUGGAGCAAAGAUAUGAAAACCUGCAGGAUGAGAUGAAGUUCCAGCCCGGCCACCGGCGUAACCCCUCCAACCAAAGCAGUCUGGGCUCGGACUCCAACUACCCCUCCAUUAGCAUGUCUGAAGUUGGAGACACUGAUGACACUAUCCAGCAGGUGGAGGAGAUGGGCAUCGAGAAGGCCGCCAUGGACCUCAGUGUGUUUAUGAAGCUGCAGAAGCGGGUACGAGAGCUGGAGCAGGAGAGAAAGAGGCUCCAGACCCACCUGGAGAAAGUAGAAGAUCUGAACAACCGCAAGGGUAAUGAGACCAGGAGCUCCACGUCAGAGGAGGAUAUAAAUGCAGACCUGGCCUACAACAGCCUAAAGAGACAAGAGCUUGAGACCGAGAAUAAGAAGUUGAAGAAUGACCUGAACGAGCUGAGGAAAGCGGUGUCCGACAAGGCCUCCGAAAAUAGCUCGUCCAAUGAGCUUCAGGACGGCUACAGCGUGCUGCUGAAUCAACUCAAAGAGGCCAAUGAUGAGCUGGAAGUGCGCAAAGAGGAAGUCCUCAUGCUCAAGGCCCAGAUCGUCAACACCACGAGGCAACUGGAGAACACCAUUCACAUUAAUUCCAAUGAUGUGUCAGAAAUAACCAACAACAAGAAGCCAGUGGACGUGGUCAAUGCUGUGGACACCGUGGAGUCAAAGAAUAAAGCACAAGACUGGGGUUAUUUGAAUGAAGAUGGGGAGCUCGGCCUGGCGUAUCAGGGUCUGAAGCAGGUUGCCAGGUUGCUCGAAGACCAGCUGAAGACGCAGUCUCGGCAACACAACGACGAGCUGGAGGCUCUUCACACGCAGAUCGAACUGAUGAGGAGCGACUUGGAGAAGAAGCAGGAAAUGCUCAACCACUUCUCCACCCUCUCUCCUGAAGCUCUGGUGGAGUUCAGCAUAGAACAGGAGCUCACACGCCUCACCAAUGAAAACCUGGAUCUCAAGGAAAUUAAGGAGAAGUUGGAGAAGAAUGAGAGGAAGUUGAAGAAACAGUUGGCGAUCUAUAUGAAGAAAGUGAAGGAGUUGGAAGUGACUCAGGCUAGUAGAAGCAGGCCAGAACUGCAUCGACAGGUCACAGUACAGAGGAAGGAUAAGGACUUUGAAGGCAUGCUGGAGUAUUACAAAGAAGAUGAGGCCUUGCUGGUCAAGAGUCUUGUUACAGACAUGAAGCCGCAAGUUGUGUCAGCCACCGUCCCCUGCCUCCCUGCCUACAUCCUCUUCAUGUGCAUCCGCCACGCAGACUAUAUCAACGACGACCAGAAAGUUCAUUCUCUCCUCACCUCCACCAUCAACGCCAUUAAAAAGGUUCUGAAGAAAAACGGCGAGGACUUUGAGACGACCUCAUUCUGGUUGGCAAAUACCAGUAGACUUCUUCACUGUCUGAAGCAGUAUAGCGGAGAAGAGGCGUUUAUGACUCAGAACAGUGGCAAGCAGAAUGAGCACUGCCUGAAAAACUUCGACCUGGCGGAGUAUCGGCAGGUUGUGAGCGACCUAUCCAUCCAGAUCUAUCAGCAACUCGUGAGAGUGGCAGAGGCCAUCAUGCAACCCAUGAUCGUAUCUGCCAUGCUUGACAGCGAAAGCAUCCCAAGCCUGGCCGGAAUGAAGCCCAUGGGCUACAGGAACCGCUCCUCUAGUUUCGACUGUGAGGAUGGGGGUCCUCCGGGAUAUACACUACAGGCCCUAAAACGGCAGCUGGGACAGUUCCACACCACCAUGGCCGACCACGGGAUGGACCCUGAGAUCUGCCAGCAGGUGAUUCGCCAGCUCUUCUACUCCAUCAACGCGGUGAGCCUCAACAACUUGCUGCUACAUAAAGACGCCUGCUCCUGGAGUACAGGGAUGCAGCUCAGAUACAACAUCAGUCAGUUGGAGGAAUGGCUGAGGGGAAAAAAUCUUCAACAGGGUGGAUCUAUAGCCACUAUGGAACCUUUGAUUCAGGCCGCUCAGCUGUUGCAGAUGAAGAAGAAGACAUCGCAAGAUGCUGAGGCUAUUUGCUCGCUGUGUAGCACCCUCAGUUUACAGCAGAUCGUGAAGAUUUUGAACCUGUACACACCACUCAAUGAGUUUGAGGAGAGGGUCACUGUGUCUUUCAUCAGAGACAUACAGAAUCGCCUCCAAGAUCGAAUAGAAAACAACCAACUGCUCGUGGACACAAAGCACACCUUCCCUGUGCUCUUUCCCUACACUCCGUCAGCGCUCAGUUUGGAGACCGUACACAUCCCCGCCUCCCUUAACCUGAACUUCCUCACAAGGGUUUGAGACCUCAUUUUCUGUCUUACUCUGAGCUAAUACUCCUGCAGAAAGGAGCUGAGGCCCAUCGCAGACCUGCUAACCCACAUACUAACAUCACCAAAAAUGUGUGACUGGAAUUUACAGUAGCAGCAUAUAAAAUGGACAAUCUCCCUGACCGACUAACUAUGGUGUGAAGGUGCUGUAGUUUCUGUCUGUGUGUGUGUUCAGUGGGGGAAUAUGUGUGAUGUAAAUAAGCUGUCUGCCUUUUGACUUUGCUUCUGUAGAACAUUCACCCAGCUGUUUUCUCCCGGUUUUAUAUGACCAGCGAAAAACAAGCAAGACCAAAAAAGUUAAAACGCUAUAUUUGGAUUGGGAUAGCUUUCACUCAUUUUUUAAGAUUCAAUCAGUUUAAAAUAAGUAAAAUAAGAGGGCUUUGGGCUACUGACAUAUAACACUAAUGCAGGAUUUAUGUGUCACUCAUGUAUCUGUAUUAGUAUGCACUGAUUUCCGAAAUAUGGGCUACCAAUGAAGCACAGCACGUCUGUCUCGUUCACAGUGAUCUUGUUCCUUCCCUAGGCGAAUUCUUAAGAGUCCAAACCGGCUGCCAAGACUCAUUCUCACAACCGUAAAAGCAAGAAAAAGCUCUGCAUUGCAGUGGCUGUGGCCAGAAAGCAAUCUGGAUCAGUUUCUCCAAACAGGCACGGACUCUUUAGAUGCUUUUCCCCCCUUUCGAGGAACACUGAGAUUGUGGGGGUUUUGUUCUGUUUGAGAAUCUAAUGCAGAGACUUGAUGCCCUGAGUCAUGUCCAUCAAAAGGGUGCCGAUCAGCUCUUGUGACAGCUGUAUGGCAAGCAACCAAUGAAAGUGACAUUGUAAAGUAUGUGGAGCAGAAAGAGUGAGGACGUUGGGAGGAGUCUGAACUUGGAUAUGUAGUGUUCUAUCAAAAAAUGAAAAACGUGUGAUUGUUGUUUAAGGGGAAUCUAGAAUGUGCAGGAAGGAAAGGCAUGUGCAAGAAACUUAUCUGUAGUGCAAAGAGGCAUUUGUACACUGGGAGCAGUUAUACAGUACCAAAACACUCAAGAUUUAUCAUAUUGUGACACAUUUUACUUUUGCACGGCUCUGUAAAUGCUUAUGUGCAAUCCAAUGGCAAUAAUCACAAGCACUGUUUACUGCAAAAAAAACAACGAGAGAAGAAGAAUAAACAUUUUAUACAAGGGAUUUACCCUUUUUGUGUGUUCAAAAAUAAGUAUGCCAACAGAAUGGGCUGUUCUCCACGAACGGACUUUUGUUAUUUCAAAGCAAUCAUGUCUUUCAUUUGUUAUCAUUUUAAUGAAACAAUAAUGUAUGGUUUGUGUAGUCUGUCAAAACAUACAAAACUUAAAUUCAUAUGUAUCAUUCUCCGGAUAUCACUUCCUGGAUUGAUAUAUUUCUUGAUGCCAAUAAAGGACUGUAUUUUCAUA